AUGGCUUUGACGGAAUCUCAGUUUUCAACUUUCAACGUUACUAAAUUAGUUAAGAAAGGAAGCAAUCGUAGCAGAACAUCUUCCACUACUGGAUCUUCAAGUUCCACAAGAUCUUUCGGUGUUGGUGGGGACACACUUGACAUAUGGCCUCGGUUCCCCCUGAACCGAGGCAUAAAGCCUCCAUCCACCGCCAGUUUUAGGCAUCGGUUCUUUUACGUAACCGAAGCAGGUAAACUCUCCAAUGGUCAAGAUGUUGCAAUCAAAAGGUUGUCCAAGAACUCCCUCCAAGGAGAAAUUGAGUUUAAGAGUGAGGUGAUGUUAGUGGCCAAACUUCAGCACCGAAAUUUAGUUAAGCUGAUAGGAUAUUGCUUGGAAAGAAGAGAAAGGCUAUUGAUGUAUGAAUUUGUUCCCAACAAAAGCCUCGAUUUCUUCAUAAUUGAUGAAGUUGGGCGGGUACAAUUGGAUUGGGAAAAGCGACACAAAAUCAUAACAGGCAUAGCUAGAGGUCUUCUUUAUCUUCACGAGGAUUCACGUUUGACGAUCAUUCACCGUAAUCUCAAAGCAAGUAUCAUUUGUUUAGAUGCCGAGAUGCAUCCAAAGAUAUCAGAUUUUGGCAUGGCAAGAUUAGAUUGUGGAGUUCAAUGUUAG
Messenger RNA from Vigna angularis (adzuki bean), 648 nucleotides. Its product is annotated as cysteine-rich receptor-like protein kinase 10. Gene Ontology annotation, biological process: protein phosphorylation. The record is from RefSeq and is a predicted model, not a curated record. Lineage: Eukaryota; Viridiplantae; Streptophyta; Magnoliopsida; Fabales; Fabaceae. The coding region runs from base 1 to 648 and encodes 215 amino acids. Gene Ontology annotation, molecular function: ATP binding; protein tyrosine kinase activity. The transcript has 4 exons.